Molecule: messenger RNA, 5290 nt
Organism: Toxotes jaculatrix (banded archerfish)
Lineage: Eukaryota; Metazoa; Chordata; Actinopteri; Toxotidae
Gene: espn
Product: espin
Exons: 14
Coding region: 384-3089 (901 amino acids)
Biological process (GO): actin filament bundle assembly
Cellular component (GO): cytoplasm
Molecular function (GO): actin filament binding
Source: RefSeq, a predicted model, not a curated record
CAAACAAACGCGUGCAACAGGUGUUCAGCAUCCUGCGGGCGUCAGACAGAAAAGAAGCGGAUUACUGGCCCACAUCGUCGGGCAAAACAUAGAAAGCAGGUUAGUUUAUCACUCAGAUACAAACUGGCGGACUGAGUUUUAUUCCAAGCAUGUAAAACGUGUCGCUUAUUAAAAUGUGCAGCGUAUGAACGGUAACGCAUCAGGCUUUGAACAUUUGGCUCUGGAAAAAAUGUGGUGCAGUAACUGAUAUUUGCAACAAAGUGAACUGACUGAAAAUAUCUGAAACUUUGUAAAGUACAAUGCUGAUCCCGUCCUCACCGUGAACUGAUCGGGCUCCAGCCAGGCAACCGCAGAGGAAAGGAGUCGCCCGAUCUGCAGCAGUCAUGGUGGUGGAGGGGGACAGGACGCUGCUCGCCGCAAGGCAAGGGGAUGUGCAGACUCUGAAAGUGCAAUUAGCGGCAAAAGCGCUCACCGGCGACGUUAAGGAUGUGCUGGGGGCUACACCGGUCCACCACGCAGCCCGGGCCGGGAAACUGACCUGCCUGCGUUUUCUGGUGGAGGAGGCAGGACUGUCGGGCAACUGCCUGGCGAACAACGGGGCGAGCCCGGCGCAUGACGCAGCCGCCACCGGCAACCUGGCCUGCUUACAGUGGCUACUGACCCAGGGUGGAUGUCGCCCAGAGGACAGGGACAGUUCUGGGGCCACUGUUCUCCAUCUCGCGUCCCGCUUCAGUCACCAUGAGGUCACCGACUGGCUUCUCAAGAGUGGUGAGGUGGAUCCUGGGGCCUCCACCGAUACAGGAGCCCUACCUGUACACUAUGCUGCUGCCAAGGGAGACCUGUCGUCUCUACGACUUUUACUGGGGCACAGCCCAAGCGUUGUCAACUCCCAAACUAAGAAUGGUGCCACACCGCUCUACCUGGCCUGCCAGGAGGGUCAUCUUGAAGUCGUCCAAUACCUGGUCAAGGAUUGUGGAGCAGAUCCAAGCAUCAGAGCCAAUGAUGGGAUGACACCACUGCAUGCUGCUGCCCAGAUGGGCCACAACACCGUCAUUGUUUGGCUGAUGAGUUUCACAGAGAUCAGCCUGACAGACAAGGAUGGUGACGGGGCCACGGCCAUGCACUUCGCAGCCAGUCGUGGCCAUGCGAAGGUGCUCAGCUGGCUGCUGCUGCACGGCGGAGAGAUCGCCACUGACAACUGGGGAGGGACCCCGCUUCACGAUGCGGCAGAAAAUGGUGAACUGGAGUGCUGUCAGAUCCUUGUGGUCAAUGGUGUGGACCUGGGCAUCAGGGACCAGGACAGCUUCACGGCAGCCGACCUGGCCGAAUACAAUGGCCACUCCCAGUGUGCCAAGUAUUUGCGCACUGUGGAGAACAUGAGUGUUGAGCACCGUGUUUUGUCCCGGGACCCCUCAACGGACCUCGAGUACAAGCAGCCGGACUCGGGCCUAUCGUCCCCAAACACCACCAUGCCCCCCGCCAGCCAGGUGGCCCACUUUGACAUCAGUUCACCAUCCAGCUCCCUGUCCAACUAUGACUCAGCCAACUCCAGCCAGUCCAGCACUGGGGAGAAGAGGAGCAGCUUAACAACGUCACGAGGCCCACCUGCCCAGCUGAACACAGUUGCACAUGCAGGUGCAUCAGAGUCGGCCAUUUCAGACAUGCAGGCGUACAUGGACAUGCUAAACCCAGACAUUGGCUCUGACAUGCCCAAGAAGAAUGACAUACCGGCUGAUGUCACCUCCAAGCCGCCGCCACCACCACCAACUUAUCCACCCCCACCUCCCCCACAGUGUCCUCCGGUACCCCCACCACCCCCGAGCUACCCAGCACCACAGCCCCCUCAGGAGCCAACAUCAGCAGAGUUCCUGAAGGUGAAAAGCAACUUGCGGCACGUGGAGUGCAACACCCGCAAGAGGGAGCAACUGACUACUGGAGAAAACCACGAGAAAUUGCGGCGUGUGGAUUCAAACAGGAAGUCGAGAAGCUUCAGCAAGCAGCCCAGCACUGGGGACUACUAUAAGACCCUGGGCAGCGACACAGCCGAGCCCCGUGGGAACAAAGGCAUGGCGCCCAACGAGGAGGGCUCCGUGCUACUGGAGGAGCCUAACGACAGCCCCGCCCACAGCUCUGAGAAUGGCACCACAGAGGAAUCAGUCCCGCCUCCACCUCCACCACCUCCGCCCCCUCUUCCCCCAAGCAACCCGACGCCAACACCCCCUCCACCUCCUCCGUUGCCCCCGGAGACGCAAACCACCCAGAAUAAUGCCAGUACCACCUCCACCAACAAGCGACGCCCAUCUUCCUCAUCAGGAAGCACAAAAUCUUUCAACAUGAUGUCCCCCACUGGUGACAACUCGGAGCUGCUGGCAGAGAUCAAAGCAGGAAAGAGCCUCAAGCCCACACCUCACAGUAAAGGCUACACCACCGUCUUUUCCAACAGUGGACCCACAGGCAACAAUGGAAACACCCCAUCUCCACCAGAGACCCGCACAUCUAGCCCACCAGCCAAGGCACCAUCACCUCCACCUUCCAAUACGUCUGUCACCUCCCCACCCAUCACCCCAAGUCCCAGCCCCAGUCCCACCGGCUCUGGAUCCGCCAGAACCAUGUCGACCUCUGCGAGCUACGAGCAACUGCCCUCCAACUCUGUGAUCAAUGGGAACAGUGGUAGCAGCAUGGCAGGAGCAGAGUCGGGACGCAAGAGUAGCCUUGCGGACGUGGAGGCGCUAGUUCCCACUCAUGAUGAACAGGGAAAAGCAAUACCUGAGUGGAAGAGGCAGGUGAUGGUGCGAAAGCUUCAGGCCAAGAUGCAAGAGGAGGAGGAGCACAAGCGCAAGGCGGAGGAGGAGGCAGCACGCCUAGCAUCGAUGCCAGCUUGGAGGAGAGACAUGAUGAAGAAGAAAAUGGAUGAAGAGAGAUGUGACAGGGAACAAAAAAGAAAAGCAGAGGAGCAGGCCAAACAGGCCAAGGAGAUAGAGGAGAAGACAGAGCUGGAGCGACUGCGGACCCUCGGCUACGACGAGACCAAGCUGGCCCCCUGGCAGCGGCAGAUUAUCUUGAAGAAAGGGGAUAUAGCCAAACAGUGAACUGGGGAAUGUCCCCCUCCUCUGCCCUGCAGCACUCCACACCCUCACACACUCACCCCAAGGCCUUCACUGAACGCCUCCCCAUCCCUGAUCCUCCACCCUGCACUGUACACUGGACAGUGGGGAAUGCUUGUCCCCUCUGAACCCUGUCUCACUCUUUGGCCACCAGAAACACAGGAUCAUGAUGUGGUUGCUGCUGUCCACAGGGGCUCUGAGGCUCAGCUUGGGUGAAACACAGCAGUGUGACCCUCCACCUCCCACUGAAUGUCUCUUGGACACAAACUCUUGGCACUGAUUCUCCUGCUCAAGACAUUUGCAAGAGAUGCAUCUGUCCUGAACUAAAUUAACUAUAUCUGUAGUAUAUUUCCAUUGGCUUUCCUGCAAAUCAAUAGAAGCUAUUUUACAUACUGUAGAAGAUUUAAGUGACUUGCGAUAGACAGGAUAGAACAGGCUACUUAUGAGCAUUUUUGCCAUUGGGGAAAAAGCCUGUUAUUGAAUUUAUAUUUUCCCUUUACUAGCCCCAUUAAGAAAUGAAUGGAAAAGUAGCUCCAUUACAGUUUUGUCAUCUAAACAUGGCAUGGAUAUAUCAGCAAAGGCUUGUUACAGCCUAAAGCAGCUAAUGCAUUAUGUAUGUAGACAGUAUCAUAUCUUUAUCAUGUUAUAUACUUAGUCAUGAGACUUUUGUAUCAAACUCAUAGGAGCACUUUCUAAAUUGCUUCAUUUUACUGCCAGAGUUGUAAUCCUAACACUACUCAAACUAAUCUGUUUCUUUAGAAAAGCUUGUUGUCUCUUCUCAGUGGAUUUGGAAUAUUAAUAUUAUAUCCUAUUUUAAAUAAUGUAAAGAUUAUGUAGCUGUGCAAAUUGAAUUUUAUUAAUUCUCACUGAAAAACAAAAGCUGCAUUGUUCCAAUUUCACUUUUCUAUAUAUGUGACCUAAAUGUUAAGCUAUUGUGAUCAUGAAUGUGAAAUGUUGUGUGCAUGUGUUGCAUAAUGUGUAUCAAAGCAUGUUGUGAUGUAUUAUUCAGCACAUUUGACCCCAGGGCCCUGGAUUUUCAGAGACAAACAAAGACACAUGUGGUUUACCAUCCCGCUUGUUUCUUUUUGAAAAUGGCCUUUUCAAAAAACAAAAAAAAACAAAAAACAAGUUAUGCACAUGUGAAGAGUGGCAUCUCACACCAGACGUCUCUCUGCACACUGAGUAUUGCAAAGGUUCAGAAAAGACAGUUUGUCCUGUGUGCUGUUCCGGCCUUUGUCCCACUAACCUGGAGGAUGAAUCUUUGAUGAGCAGAUCUGCUUACAGAGCGCUCUCUGUCUGCCAGAAACAGCCGUAACAUCUAAAUGGUUCUGGUCCUUAGAUAAUGUCAGUUGUGUUUUAGUAAUCUGCAGCCACUAGUGUGAGGAGUCCUCUCUCAAUACUUGACCGUGUCUUCAGUCAAAUAUCUGAUCACAAAAAAGAUUAGCAAAGGUUAUACAAUGUACUGUAUAAUUAACUCUAGACAUAAUUUUACAUAACAGAACUGACACAAAUGCCAAGUUGAUUAUGAUACAGCUAAUUUUAUUCAGAAUUUCUCUGGUCUAAACAGCUCCUCCCAGUUCCAGAGGUUUUAAAAAAUUCCCAGGAUUCACACAUUUUUUGGGCACUGGCUCAUUAAAUUAGCGGUUGAAUAUCAAAGUGUGGAAAAUCUGAGUUGAUUAUUUUUGACAGCGCAGGUUUAAAAUGUUGGCAAAGCACAAACCUGUGCCGCAAUGUUUAAGAGUAACUGAAACUCAAAUCAUGUCAAAUGUCUUUCUGAAUACAACACACUGGUAUUCCCACAUGAUGCAAAAUAUUCUCUAUGUUUACUACAGUUAUGUUGGAUGUACAUUUUUACAAAUGUAGGGUGUCGGGCGUACAUGUCGUCAUGAAAGACAUGAUCCUGGUUGGGGAAUCAUUUGGAAAUCUAAUUCACUUUCAUCGGAUGCCAUAUGAUGUUGAAAUUGAAAAUGAUGUAAACGUCAUUGCCAUUUGAUUUUCUAUAUAUAUAUAUAUAUAUGUCUAUCUAUCUACCUAUAUAUAUAUAAACUCUGUAUAUAGUGACCCUCUCAGAAUUUUGACAUUUCAUUGUUUCCAUAUUGCAUCGUAUUACAUGUCUCAGCCUUGCUUGAAUAGUAUGUUGGCAAAUUCAUGUAUAAUUAUAUUUUCAGACUAUUAAAAAUGAAGAA